AUGGGCCAGGGCGCCUCAUCGACGCGAUGUCCAAUCCCCGGAGCUUUACAACCGCAGCCGUCUUCUCCAUCCGGCCACGACAUGGCACCCUCCGGUACUAGGGACAUUGAGCCUUCCUAUUCAUCGGGCGCUAUCGGUAGUACCUUUCCCCAUUCACGCCGCCGCUCAUUCUCACCCGAUCCCGACAGCGUUGACUCUCGAAGAAGCAGCCGAAUCCGACGACGCAUUUCAAGAUUUGUAUCCUCUAGCAUUUCGACCGAUCAUGUUUCCCUUAGGGACAGCACACCUCCAUCCAGUACAGCCAAUGAUGACCCGCCUCCAGAAAACUCGACAGCACCACCACGUGUGAGGCUUUCACGCAUACGGCCUAGUCUUCUCCACAGGCGGAGGUCCAUUAAUACAAACCCCACCGAAAAUACCAGGCGCGACAGGCCUUUUUCAAUGAUCGGCUCACGAAUAGGGUCCGUCCCGUUUUCUCCAUCGCGGCAAACGGGUUCUUUGGACCUUUCCCAUUCUCAUCCCAUGCGAGCACAUGAGACACAAGAACCGGAUCUCGAUGUACUCCACGAACCCUCACUAAACUAUCGACUUCCCGCCGAAAAUGCGGGUGGCCUAUCUCAAUCCGGUGGCCAUCCCACGGGAAGGGACGCAUUUGAUGGAAUAUAUGAUGCGAGACGAAACAUGGUUGGCGGCCGUCACCUCAGGCCUCUCAGAAUCAACCCUGAGAUGGACAGCCCUGAAGCUACAACUUCAGAGAACUUCCCUAUACCUGAACCAACAAUCCCUUCCCACUUCCCAAGCUCAAGCCAAACCCGAUCGAACCUUCACAGAGGCCCUCGCGAUUCCCGUGGGAGCACUUCAUCCAAUUCCUCGCGCCUCGGCCGAUCAGGGGAGGACCAGGCCGCCGUGCUUUCGAGGCUGCUAUCAGUCGCAGCUGCAGCGACCGCCGCUUCCUUGGUUGGUAGCAACAACAGCAAUGCUUUCUCGGAUGCUAGGGACGUUUCUGGUGAUAGUGUUGAUGGUAGCUUCGAAUCCUUCCUUCGGGCUCUACAAAAUGGCCGACUAGCAUCGGCACUUAGAAACGGCGGGGGGUCUACGGAUUCGCUGGGGACAGAUACCUCAGACGACAUCAUAUCAACUGGAUCUAUCGGCCCUUUGAAUUUCUUUCGGAUGUUUCGAUUCGGACCUACCUCAGAUGCGCCUAUCUCCCCUACAGCGUCACCAGAUCAAACGAUCCGGAUGAUCCCGGUGAUAAUAGUAGGGAUACGAUCGGUUAAUCCUCGUGAAGCCAACACACGCGAAGGCCGCCCUUCACCGCCAUUCCUAGACGCAUUAUCGUCGUCGUCGUCAUCAUUUGGAGACGAAGUUGUUCCGUUGCAGGGAAGAAUUGGUAACCAGCCUUUUACAUCCCCGUCAGUCGAAAACGCCAGCGAAAAUGACAACUAUGUCGUUGGUUUAACGGGCUCAUCCUCAGUACCGCCUGCCGAGCCGCUCGGCCGCAGAGACUCUCGGUCCUUACGACAACGAGAACACCUUAGUAACCCCUCCCCUGAUAUGUCUGCUGUGGCCAAUGAAGGCUCCGAAUGGACCACAAACAGCGCAUCUUCCAAUGAAUCUCAGCGAUAUUCCCCUUCGCAGCUUUCCAAUCACAAUUCCCGAUCAACAAGUCCUGAUUCAUCUCGCCACCAAAAUGAGGGGACCCGAAGCUGGAUAAUAUAUGUAUUGGGCGGAAGCUAUCCAGAAAACCAUCCUAUCCUGACAACGCCAUCGUUGUUCACCGAUACUCCGACCUACGAGGACAUGAUGCUACUCUCGUCCUUGAUCGCACCAGUGAAGCCCCCGGUUGCUUCAAGAGAAGAUGUUGAAUCAGCAGGGGGGCUUUUUGCGGUGCGCCUCGAAGGAACUUUAGCCGGACACACUGGCGAGGGUGCCACAGUUAUUCAGCUGAAUCCUGGCGAGAGAUGCCUCGUUUGCUUGAGCGAUUUCGAAAAUGACGAGAUAUGUCGGCAAUUAGCUCAAUGCCACCAUAUAUUUCACAAGGAUUGUAUUGACGAGUGGCUCACCACGGGGCGUAAUUCAUGUCCCCUGUGUCGUAGUAAGGGUGUGGAGGAGGGCACAAACGACGCUGAGGCUUCUGGGGUUUCUGGAGAGGAGUCGGCUACUACUACCGCAUAA
Molecule: messenger RNA, 2175 nt
Organism: Orbilia oligospora ATCC 24927
Lineage: Eukaryota; Fungi; Ascomycota; Orbiliomycetes; Orbiliales; Orbiliaceae
Exons: 3
Coding region: 1-2175 (724 amino acids)
Source: RefSeq, a predicted model, not a curated record